This is a messenger RNA of Lithohypha guttulata, 804 nucleotides long. RefSeq names its product Arp complex subunit (gene ARC35). The transcript is spliced from 2 exons. The coding region runs from base 1 to 804 and encodes 267 amino acids. The record is from RefSeq and is a predicted model, not a curated record. Lineage: Eukaryota; Fungi; Ascomycota; Eurotiomycetes; Chaetothyriales; Trichomeriaceae. Gene Ontology annotation, biological process: Arp2/3 complex-mediated actin nucleation; actin filament polymerization. Gene Ontology annotation, molecular function: structural constituent of cytoskeleton; actin filament binding. Gene Ontology annotation, cellular component: actin cytoskeleton; Arp2/3 protein complex.
AUGCUUUUGCUUGAUUAUCAGAAUACACUCCUCCAAUCGAUACUCACCGAGAAGUUCUCUGGAGCGAGCCCACCUUCGAACAUCGAUCAGGUUGUCAGCGAUUUCGACGGCGUCACAUUUCACAUAUCUACACCACAAAGCAAGACUCAGAUCCUGGUGUCGUUAGCGAUCAAAUGCUACAAGGAACUGAUAAGCUACGGCGCUGAACAAGUCCUACAACGGGAAUAUGGCGCCUACACAACGUCGCCCGAGGCUGGCUACGACUUUUCUAUCCUAAUCGACCUCGAGAAUCUUCCCUCCACACCAGAAGAGAGGACCGGGCUCGUGAAUCGCAUAGCACUUCUCAAGCGGAAUGUUAUGGCUGCGCCUUUCGAGAAGGCCUUUGACGAGCACAAGGCCCUAUCCGAAGAAGCUAGUAGAUAUACUUCAGAAUCUGCUCCACAAGGUGUGGCAGAAGGUGGUGAGGUUAUGGCCGUUCACUACAGGGAUGAGGAAGCAAUAUACAUCAAGGCUAGUUUUGAUCGAGUCACUGUCAUUUUCUCCACAAUUUUCCGGGAUGAGACAGACAGGAUUUUUGGCAAGGUCUUCUUACAGGAGUUUGUGGAUGCUCGACGUCGUGCUAUACAGAACGCUCCCCAAGUGCUCUUCAGGAGUGAUCCACCACUGGAGCUCCAGGGCAUGAGGGGUGUGGGCAAGACCGGCGAGAAAGGAGAGAUUGGCUUCAUCACAUUUGGUACAUAUAUUCUACAAGUUUUCGUUUCCCGUGCUAACACUACCAUUCAGUUCUCUUUCCACGCCAUCUGA